AUGACGUUGAGCGAUCGUCCGUUGACUAAGAUCCCGAUCAAACGCGCCGCUCUGUCUCAUGACUGCAUCCUCUGUCAAGGGAAAGUCGAGCAGGGGGAGGAGAUAUGGCCCGUCAUCAAGCAGGGAGGGGCAAGCUUGAAUCCUGGGGGUAGGAAGGUAUCAGCACAUGCCUGGUGCCAUCUACAGUGCGCCAAGGACGCUGUGGGAGGAGGAGAGCUUGUUCCUCCUGUCUGUCCUCACUGGUUGAAGAAGGGAUCGUGCGGCUACGGGGAGCUCUGCUUUUACCUGCACCCAGUGGAGGGGUUAGAGGAACUGAGGAAACAGCUUCCGGACAGGAAGAGGAUAGGCUCAUGGAAGAGGAGCAAACUCAGGAACAGCAGCAAGGUGGGAUCGUUCCGUCGCUGGCUCCUAGAUCACUUCAGUCUAGACGAGCUUGCAGCAGGGACUGGCAUCCUUGACAUCGCGGGAGGAAAGGGAGAGCUCGCUUUUGAGCUUGCAAACCUCAACAAACUCCCAACGACGGUGGUGGAUCCGAGACCAUUGGAGCUCUCGAGCUAUAGGAGGAAGCUGCUGUAUAGCAUCUACUGGCGAAAUCCGCUCAUGCACAUGUACAUCGACCCGUCAGUGUCUGCUGACAGCCAACCUGUCUCUCCCACUCACCUCCGAUUGUUCUUCGAUGCGCCGCUCUUAUCCCACGUCCUCCAACACGGUCUGCCCCUCUUCCUCCUGCUGGGAAAGAGGAGCAAGGAGGUGGGCGUCUUCUGCUAUCGCGAUGAAAUCUCUCAACGCUCUCCCUCCUUUCAGUUUGUGUGGACCACCAAGGGAUUGAAGCCCUCGAGCGAGGAGACGGCGGAUCACUUGUACCCCAGGCAGAAGGCAAGGCAGGAGGGUGAUACAGAUCCAGUAGAUCGGCUCUUGUGUAGUGUGACUUCCUCCAGACGACGCUGGCGCGCCGUCGAUGACGUCUCCGAGGCUCUAAGGGUUCUCCGCUCCUGUUCCAUCCUGGUCGGCAUGCAUCCGGAUCAGGCUGUCGGCGACAUGGUGGACUAUGCUCUUGCCCUCCGCAAGCCCUUUGCUUGUGUCCCCUGCUGUGUGUACUGGAAGGAGUUUCCGAGGAGGAAGAGAGGGGACGGCAAGAUGGUGCGAACAUACGAGGAUCUGGUGGAAUGGCUCAAGGCCAAGGACCCCAACAUACAAGAGGACGUGCUUGACUUCGAGGUGAGCUCCCCUCGCUCCGACAAGAGCCUCACGCUUGUCAUGUGGACUAGGGGAAGAACAGGGUGUUGUGGUGGAGACCUCCUGAGCUCUCUAGGUGAGACGGGGAGGAGGAGAAAGCAAGAGCGUCGGGGGUUUACUGUUACAUCUUCUUCUUCUCCUUGUAGUCUUCGUAGUCGAAGUAGCAGUACAGCUCCUUCGACGGGUAGUCAAGGUCGCUGUCGCCACCGCACGAGUCCCCAUGGGCGAACCGGUUCCAGUCCCACCCGGACGGGAUCAGUCGCGAGUUCGCGCAGCACUGGGACUCGCCAUGGGCGUGCUUCCCGCAGUUAG
Molecule: messenger RNA, 1548 nt
Organism: Guillardia theta CCMP2712
Lineage: Eukaryota; Cryptophyceae; Pyrenomonadales; Geminigeraceae
Exons: 7
Coding region: 1-1548 (515 amino acids)
Molecular function (GO): metal ion binding
Source: RefSeq, a predicted model, not a curated record